GGCAACGUCGCAGGGGUCACUUCACUGCUUCCCCUCCAACUCAUUCUUGCUUGACACUCCUGCUCAUAGUAGUAUUUCAGUUCACAGAAGCGUUUCUUUUUUAAUUCAGGACUGGCUGCUGCUUCUGUGAGUGAAUGGAUGGAUGGGUUGACACCUCUUUGAGAACCUGUUUUUUCUUUCUGAUGUGAGUUAGCACUGAUGGAUUUCUACUCAGGUGUCCGUGCUUCUUCGAUGGACCCUCUCGAUUUUCACCCUCCUAUUCUUCGUCCGUAUGGAUGAGGUUAUUCCUGGCAAGUCGUAUGGAUCUCUACCGAGUCGUGUCUUCCCCUUGGUCGGUGCAUCCUGAGCUAUCGUCGCUAAUGAUUGUUGAGGGCUACUGCCAGUGAUCAGCCGAGGUUGCGACGUCAACGUCUAUGGAGCUAUGAGGCUGAGAACGUCAGCAGCGGCUGCGUGUGGUGCAGCUGCGAGAUCUGCAAUCAGCUUGUUUCGUGAUUUGGGUUCGUCGUCAAGCGUGGUAUAACCUUUUUCGUUCAUCGUCGAGCUUGUCUCCUGAGCGUGGAGAGCGUCUUGCUGAUUCUUCUCAACUGAUAUCGAGGGCAAGUCAUUGCCGAGGGACCGUGACAUCAGCCGAGUCUCCGGGAUGUGCUUAUUCAGCUCAUCUUCGUCGUACUCCGGGAUCGAGGAGUUGCUGACAGGGAAGUCUUCCUGAUCGUGACAUCAACCAGUUCUGGAGUGCGUCGUCCGUUAACUCUCGGACUGAUUUCCAGCUUGAAGAGAACGUUGAUUGAAGGUUUCUUGCCGACUAAUUCGGGCCGAGCGUGGUCGUUUGGCUAACCACUUGACCAACGCAGUUCUUGUUGAUGCCUGUGUUCAGCACGGUGUUAUCUGUUGUAUGCUUGGAAGUGAACGAUACUUUUGUUUGUUUCCGUUCUCUGUUCGUCUGUUUUUAAGGCAAGGCAGAGCCGUUCUAUUAAACGAAGUUUUUUACCGCAGUUCAAGCACUUCUGUGCGUUGUCUUUGUCUGUAACAGCGAAGCAGACUCCAGAAGCAUAACAAGCAAGAGCGUAUGAAAGUGGUGAUCCAUCUGCUGGUUAAUUGUUUUUUUCCACUUACGCUCAGGUUGGCUGUGUACACUGCCGUCUGCACAGUUCUGCCUUUUUUCUUUUUCAAUAGCUGCAGGCUACAUGGAUUUUGGAGUUCCAACGGAACGGAAGCGGCAGGUCGAACUACUGCGUGUUUCAGGUUAAUUGACUUCCUCUCGAAUGCAUCUUCUGUUCCCACGGAUUCGAGGGUUAUCUCUCAGCUGCUUCCCAGGUUACGGAGAUUUUGGAGAUCGAUCGGAACGGAAGCAGGUUGGAUGGUUCAGGUUGACUGACUUCCCUCUCGCAUGCAGCUUCUGCUUUUCCACAGAGUCGACUGGUUGUGUCUCAGCAGCUGCAGCUCUCAGGGAUUGGGGGUCUCGGCCGAUUGGAUGCAGGCUGGAUUGCUACAUGGUGCACGUUGACUGUCUUCCUGUCGCAUGCACCUUCUCCUCCCACGGACUCGACUGGCUGUGUUUCAGCAGCUGCAGGUCACGGGUUUCCGCUGGGAUGGAAGCAGGUUGGAGUACUACAUGGUUCAGGUUUUACCUGCCCUCUCGCAUGCAUCUUCUGCUUCCACAGAGUCGACUGGUGGUUCAGAAGCUGCAGGUGGGGUUUUCCGCCGGGAGAUAGCAGGUUGGAGUACUGCGUGGUUCAGGUCGACUGACUUCCCUCUCGCAUGCAUCUUCUGCCUCCACAGAGUCGGCUGGACGCGUCCGCAGCUGCAGGUCUCAGGGUUUGCGGGACUCGACUGAAAGGAAUCAGAUUGGAUUGUUGUCUUCCAGCAUGCAUCUUCUGCUCCCACGGAUUCGACUGGCUGUGUUUCAGCAGCUUCAGGUCUUGGGGAUUUCGGAAGUUUGGCAGAAGGGGAGCAGGGCAUGGUGCACGUUGACUGUCUUCCUGUCGCAUGCAUCCUGUGGUCCCACGGAUUCGACUGGUUGUGUUCCAGCAGCCGCAGAUAUCUUGGGGAUUCAGCUCACCUUCAAGAAUUAUGAUCGGCUGGCGAGAAGUUCUUGUGUCCAGGUUGGCUGACUUUCGAUCGCGUGCUGCCGCCUCUGUUUCGACUGAUUUGCUCGGUUGACUUCAGGUUUCGACGUGGGACUAGUUCGCGUAUGGGUCUCAAUCUGCCGCCUUCCCCACCCUCCUCUGCCGCCUCCUCCCACCCGCGUCUGCUGCCUCUGCUGCCUCCGAGAGUCGAUCCGGCGUUGCUUCCAUAUUCUCCCACCUUCUCCAGUUUCAUGAUCACGGACAAUCGAGGCUUUAUUCAGUUGAUUAACCCUUCAACGGAUCUCAGGUUUCUUAACCACCUCCAUAUCCACCUUCAGAUUCUCUAACCACUUACGUUCUGACAAACUGACGUCGUCACUCCUUCCUUCGCGUCCUUUUUCUCCCUCCGCCUUUAUCCAUCCAUCGUGACGGACACCGUCAUUAACUCGGUUCUCUCUCAGGAGUCCCUCGCGCGUUCAUCCAGAUUCCCUAACCGCUGACAUGCUGACGUCGUCACUCCUUCCGUCGCGUCCUUCCUUUUUCUCGCUCCGCAUUUAUCCAGCCAUCGUGAUCACGGACGGUCAACUAGCUUCCUUCAACGGGCUGUCUCAGGUCUCCAACCAUCUUCAUACCCACCUCCUCGGUUCUCGUUCAGGAGUCCCUCGUGCGUUCAUUCAGAUUCCCUAACCACUGAUAUGCUGACGUCGUCACUCCUUCCUUCGCGUCCUUCCUUUUUCUCCCUCCGCCUUUAUUCAGCCAUCUUGAUCACGGAUAGUCGACUAGCUUCCUUUAUCAUGGGCUGUUGUAGGUCUCUAACCAUCUUCAUAUCCUUCUCAUCGGUCCUUUAGGAAUCACUUCCCUUGCGCGCUUCCGUAACCACUGCCAUACUGACGUCGUCACGGCUUCCUUUGUCCUUUUUCUCCCUCCGCCUCUGUCCAGCCACCAUGAUAACGGUCAGUCGGCUAGGUUCCCUCAACGGGUUGUCUCAGGCUUCUAACUACCUACUUCCAUACGCACCUCCUCGGUCAUCAUUCAGGAGUCACUUCCCUUGCGCGCUUCCCUAAUCACUCCCACACUGUCCUCGUCACCCCGUCCUUCAGGACUCUCUUCCCCGUCCUUCCGCGUCCUGCCAGGUCCGUCGAUUUUUCCCUCGUUCAGGAAUCAUUUCCCUUGCGCGCUGCCCUAACCACUUCUACCUUGACGUCCCCACACCGUCCUUCAGGAUAGUCUUCCGCGUCCUGCCAGCCAGGUCCACUGAUUACUCCCUUAGCUCGGAUUACUUCCUCGUUCAGGUGCAUCCUUCAGCGACGUGCUUGCAUCGCUUGCAGCCUGGCAUCUGACGGUGCGUCUCGGCCUUUUAAGCUAGUUCGUUUCUCAACUUGGUCCCUCCCGUCUCCUGCCCCCUCUAGCCCCUAUACUGCCUUCUGCCGUUCAUCACUCUCGAGCCUGCAGGAUAGCACGCUGAGUAGCCGUCACCUCAGUGACAGUGCUUCUCGCGCCAUGGGUUUGACUAGUAAACAUUUCUCAGCGUGUCAUUGAGUUUCCCGCUCGUACUAACAGGUGCCUUCGCAAGUCUAUUGCUUUACAGGAAUCUUUUUCCUCUUUAACCUGCAGUCGUCACUGGGUUUAUCCCGACCUU
This is a messenger RNA of Closterium sp. NIES-67, 3705 nucleotides long. The record is from the annotation of a GenBank genome assembly. Lineage: Eukaryota; Viridiplantae; Streptophyta; Zygnematophyceae; Desmidiales; Closteriaceae.